UUACGCAAGACCUGAGCAACACCGCACGUAUUAUCUAGUCAUUUUAUCCACUUUUUUCGUUCGCUGACGAUUUUCGGGUCCGGUCCCUGCUGGAUCUAGGCGCUGGAUUUAUGGAGAGCUGCUAGUGUUGCUGAAAGCCCCUGGACGUGAGACACGAUGGCUGUGGCGUUGGACGCCGUGUGGGUGCGAGUGAAGGGGGUCUGCAAGCAAAACGGCUUGCUCAUCCUCUCAGUGCUGGCUGUGGUUAUUGGAUGUUUGCUGGGAUUUUUCCUGCGCUCCAAGAACCUCUCGGAGCAGGAGGUGAAAUAUUUCCAGUUUCCAGGAGAACUGCUGAUGAGGAUGUUAAAGAUGUUGAUUUUGCCGCUGGUUGUAUCCAGUUUGAUGUCCGGUCUUGCUGCGCUGGAUGCGAAAUGUUCCAGUCGACUCGGCCUCAUCACCGUGUCUUAUUACCUGUGGACCACUUUUCUGGCUGUAGUGGUGGGGAUCGUCAUGGUGUCCAUUAUUCAUCCGGGCGGAAUGGCGCAGAAAGAAGACUCGGAGGACAGCGGGAAACCAAUUAUGAGCUCGGCCGAUGCCCUCUUGGAUCUCAUACGAAACAUGUUUCCAGCAAACCUUGUUCAGGCCACAUUUCAGCAGUAUCGUACCAACAGUGUGCCAAUCAUGAAAACUCAAAAGAUCACAGUAAGCCCGGGCCUGACAGAGACCACCACCCGCCGGGCUCUUAUCUACGGGAUUCAGGAUGAUAACGGGACGGACAUCCAAAACUUUCAGCUGGAUCUGACCCCGCCUCCCGACGUAGUGUUUCGAACUCUUCCCGGCACCAGUGAAGGAAUGAACGUGUUGGGAAUAGUGAUUUUCUCUUCCACCAUGGGUAUAAUGUUGGGCAGAAUGGGUCCUAAUGGCAGUGCGCUGGUAAACUUUUGCCAAAGUCUGAAUGAAGCUGUUUUGAAAAUUGUGGCUAUUGUAAUCUGGUAUUUUCCGUUUGGCAUUGUGUUUCUGGUGGCCGGAAAGAUUCUGGAGAUGAGCGACCCGUCUGCGAUGGGGAAGAAGUUGGGUUUUUAUGCCAUCACCGUGGUGAUGGGUCUCAUUUUGCAUGGCCUCUUCAUUCUGCCCAGCAUGUAUUUCUUCAUCACCAAAAAGAGUCCGAUCGUGUACAUCCGAGGAAUCCUGCAGGCUCUGCUCAUCUCAUUGGCCACAUCCUCCAGUUCUGCCACACUGCCUAUCACCUUCAAGUGCCUGCUGGAAAACAACCACAUUGACCGGCGGAUCAUUCGUUUCGUUCUGCCGGUGGGUGCCACCAUUAACAUGGACGGUACUGCGCUCUACGAAGCCGUGGCCGCCAUUUUCAUCGCCCAGGUCAACAACUAUGAGCUUGACUUUGGCCAGAUCAUCACCAUCAGUAUUACAGCAACGGCAGCGAGCAUCGGUGCCGCCGGUAUCCCACAGGCUGGCCUGGUCACUAUGGUAAUAGUGUUGACGUCCGUAGGCUUGCCCACUGAUGACAUCACUCUCAUUAUAGCUGUUGAUUGGGCUCUGGACAGAUUUCGUACUAUGGUGAAUGUGAUGGGAGACGCGCUGGCUACAGGAAUCAUGGCUCAUAUCUGCAGAAAAGAUUUCAUUAAAGAAGGAGAUGGGGUCCCGCUCAUCUGUGAAACAAAGCCCAUGAAUAACCAGAGUCUGCCCAACUGUCAGCACAACAAUGGCAGUUUCCAGCCUCCACCAGCAGGGGGCAAACCUGAGCACAUCCCACCUGAUGUAGCCCGUCUCAUGCAGCUGGAAGAGGGGGUUCGCCCCCCACCCCCAGAACGGAGAAAACCACCGGUGCCCCCUCGCCACCUGAAACAUAGAGACAAGGACCAUUGUGCUAUCGAUAUGAAUGGUCUGGAGACUAAUGUAUAGCAACUGAAAGAGACAGACUGUGACUGACGUCUUAUGAACAAAAAGACCACAAGAUGCAAAUAAGCAUCAACUUACUUUAGAGUUGAUGACUGGAUGUAAAUUAUUUGAUUGAUUUUUGGGUAACCAGAUUAAAUAUUGAGAUGCUACACAUGGUAUAAGCUUGCACAUAUGGCCCAGUGCCCCAGUUAUACCAUUGUUGGCAGCACAUCUCGGUCGAUCCGUUCUGUGCAUUAGAUAAUGAGAUAGAAAUCAGGCCGAACAACAACCCGGUCUGUUUCUUUGGGAUUUACAUUAUAGAGCUGUCAGAUGGCAAUAUAUUUUCAUGGCCUUGAGAGCGAAGCUUUUCCUGUAAUGUCACACACACUGAGAAACUCAAAUGCGAGUAUUUUGGGAUUGAAUUUGCAGUUGUAAAUAGACAAUAGCUACUGUACAGUAUGUACUAUGUGCUGUUUAUUUAUUUUUAUUUUUUAUCAUUUUAUAUCUGAUGAUAUUUCAUUCCUCUUUUUUUAAGCAGAUCAUGUAAAAACAUGGUUUUGAGUCAGGUGCACUGGUUAUUUUUAGCGCUUGACCAGGUGUGAUGUAAAUUAAUGUUUUUCUGUGACAUCAUAAGCGUCAGGGUCUGUCUGAUCAUUUAAACAACAGCAACAAAAAAAUUAGAAAAAUAAAAUAAAAACUUUUGUUUAUAUGUAGCUUAAAUAAAUUGAUUGCAACCACUUACCUUAAAAAUAUUUAGUAAAUUGAAUCAA
Molecule: messenger RNA, 2645 nt
Organism: Paramisgurnus dabryanus
Lineage: Eukaryota; Metazoa; Chordata; Actinopteri; Cypriniformes; Cobitidae
Gene: slc1a7b
Product: solute carrier family 1 member 7b
Biological process (GO): L-glutamate transmembrane transport
Cellular component (GO): plasma membrane
Molecular function (GO): neutral L-amino acid transmembrane transporter activity; L-glutamate transmembrane transporter activity; glutamate:sodium symporter activity
Source: RefSeq, a predicted model, not a curated record